This is a messenger RNA of Colletotrichum graminicola M1.001, 1605 nucleotides long. Its product is annotated as carboxylesterase. NCBI's taxonomy places the organism in Eukaryota, Fungi, Ascomycota, Sordariomycetes, Glomerellales, Glomerellaceae. Bases 1 to 1605 code for a protein of 534 amino acids. The transcript has a single exon. The record is from RefSeq and is a predicted model, not a curated record.
AUGGCGUACCAACAGCAAAGCUAUACCUUUGAUGCCGGCCGACUGGGGCUGAUCGAAGGCCUGAGCUUGAGUCUGCGUAACGAGCCAGCCGUCCGGUACUUCGGCGGUCUUCCCUAUGCCCUACCGCCGACCGGCGAAUACCGUUUUCGCGCUCCUCGAAAGCUGCCCAAGGAAUUCAAAUACGGCACAGUUUCGAAUCCGGGUCGAUUCACUGGCGGAACAGCAAUCUGUCCACAGCCUCCGGCGCGCACUCCGCAAAACAAGGCCCUCUUCGACGAGGACUGUCUGCAACUGAAUAUGUGGAUCCCUGCAGAGCCUGCGCCGAAGAAGGGUUGGCCUGUAUGCGUGUAUUUCCAUGGGGGGUUCCUGCAAGUCGGCAGUGCUAAUUGGGGCCCAGCCUCGUUGGGGCCGCUUCUCAAGGAAUCGGCCUUCAGGGCCAUCAUGGUGUUUCCUGCUUACAGGUUGAAUGCCUUCGGAUUUCUCGCAGGUGAAGAACUCGCUUCCGAGGCGAAGAAAAACGGUGAGACCCAUAGUAACAUGGGCUUAUGGGACCAGAGGACUGCUCUGGAGUGGACUUACACAAACAUCUCGGUCUUUGGGGGGGACCCAUCGAACAUUACCGCCGCCGGAUACUCUGCCGGUGGCUUUUCGGCUUUCCAGCAAUUGGCGCACGAGCUGUAUUGUGUUCCCGAAGAGGCCCGCAUCAUCAAAAGAAUCGCGAUGCUCUCGAACGGGCCCGGCGUUGCGCCGAAGACUCUGGCGGAACAACAAAAGCAGUUCAACGAGUACAUUACAAGGCUGGGCAUCUCACUCGAGCUCCCAUCAGCCGAGAAGCUGAACGCUCUCCGGAGUCUACCGUACCUGAAGUUGGUCGAGGUGCAAAGAGACAUGGAGAUUCACGAGUUCCGGCUUGUUGAUGAUGGCGCGUUUCUACCCAAAAACCUCAUGUCGAAGGUGGACGAUGGGGAUUUCGGGAAGAAGAUGAAACAAGCCGGGAUCACGCUCCUCAGCGGAGAAUGCAAAGACGAGCACACCAUCUACCGCACCUGGCGAACUCCCGAAAACUCGUACGACGCUGUUUUCUCCCGCUUCUGCGCCGAGUUCCCUGAAAGUGCUGUGCAAAAGCUGAUGGGUCACUAUUGCGGCGCGGACAAGGAGCUCCCGUCCGACUACGAUGAUUGGAAGGACUUUUUCGGCCAGACUUACGCCAACCUCCAAGUCCACGCUCUUCAGCGCGGACUUCACAACGCACUGUUUCGAGGCGGCCUCGUCCCGGGUGUCGACGUUCUGCGGUACCGAUUCGACAAGCGGCUGCGGUGCAUCGAUGGGACUUAUCCUCCUGAAUUGGGGGUGACACACUCAAGCGAUGUGCCCAUCUGGUUCUGGGGUGCGAAUUUCUCGGGUGGGCUGACGGACCAGGAAAAGAGCUGGCUCGGAGGGUGGAACCUAGGCUUCGCGGCCUUUGUAAAGGGCGACGGAGUGAUAUGGGGUCCAAAGCAACACAAGGAGAUGAGGCGGUGGAGGAGCGAUGGCGAGACAGAUGUCUGGACGGAUGAUAAAUGGCAGAUGGGUCUGGAGAUUUGGGAUUUGCUCAACAAGCCAUGA